UGCCUCGGCUAGCCAGCCCUCAGCUUUCUAUUUCGGAGGCUCUGUGUUGCAUAAUAUCUGGGCUACAGUCGCAGGCGGGUGGCGAGCGUUUGCGACAGAAAUAGGUUCCUUCCGCGGCUGCCUUUCAGGGUCCAGCUGGGAGCCUGGGGGGCAGGGGGGAGCUCUCGCCAGGUGUGUGCGGGGUGGGGCAGGACCUCUCCCCCUCCGCACAGGCGUGUCGGCGCGGUCUCCAGGCAGCUUGACUGUAUGACCGGCCCUUCUACCCCCAGAGAAAGAGAGAGAAGGUCAUAUGCCGGGGAUUUGGAGCUCGUGAAAAAAAAAAAGCGGAAAAAAAGCCUCUGGAGGCUGAGUGGGAGCGCGCGCUCGGGGAUGUGUGUGGAAGUAAAACAGAUCCCGCAGGCCCUGCCGCCAGCCUCGCGCUGCAUUUGUCACUCCUGCCCGGCGACAUUUUCUCCCUGAGCUAAAACAGGGAGCGCUGCCGCGGUCUGCGCGAAGCCCGAGUCCCUCACUCGCGCUUGGUGCGUGUCUUUUACUUUUUUGUUCUCUGGACUCUGGGUUCUAGUAUCAAUAUUCACUGAAGACGAACGGCAACCCCCCUGCAGCUCCGUGGUAGGCUCUGCUCCUCGUCCUCCCGCUGGUGGGGGAGCAGGCUUUCUUCUCUCUGGGUGUUUUUCUGAGCAGCACAGUCACCCCAGCUGAGCGUGUCUCCCUCGCGGCGGCUGUGGUCAUGUUGUGAGGGAAGCUCCCUUGGAGGCCGAGGCUGAGGUGCGUGCAGAUGCCGCCUGGACAUCUGUCUGAUCCACGUUAACAUUUGAGGAGUCACAGAAUGCGAAAAUGAACCGGAAGAAGGAUUGGUGAAAUCACAUCCCUUGGCAUCUCUGAACUCCCAGCUCUGACCCACUGAGGCAGCCAAGUCUGAGUCAAAGAGCGUCACCAGGCAUCGGAGUCAGAGUGACCCACAUCUGGUGGAAGAGACAAAAAUGUAGCUAUCGAAUCCAAUCAAGUGUUUCUCUCUCUCAAAUUGCCAACAACAUCCCGUCAAGAAAAGUUCUGGUGGGUCCCACAUCCGUAUGGCUACCCGAGGAGACACGUAAAGAUGGAGAAAUCAAGGCACAGAGAAAUUAAGUGACUUCGCCAUAGUCACAGCUGGGGAGGACCAGGAGUAGAGCUUAGAGAGAACCCUGCCCCUGGGCCUGUGUCCUGCCCACAGUCACGCUGCCUCCAUUCCUAGGAGAGAAGACUUCCUGCAAGAUGGAGGUGGACGCCGAGGAGAAGCGUCAUCGCACACGGUCCAAAGGGGUUCGAGUUCCCGUGGAGCCAGCCAUCCAGGAGCUGUUCAGCUGUCCCACGCCCGGCUGUGAUGGCAGCGGCCAUGUUAGUGGCAAAUAUGCAAGACACAGAAGUGUAUAUGGCUGCCCCUUGGCCAAAAAAAGAAAAACACAGGAUAAGCAGCCCCAAGAGCCCGCUCCCAAGAGGAAGCCGUUUGCGGUGAAGGCGGACAGCUCCUCGGUGGACGAGCGCUAUGAGAGCGACGGGUCGGAUGACACGGACGAGAAGGAGGAGGACGAGGAGGAGGAGGACUCGGAGGAUGAGGACGAGCCAAGGGAGGACGAGGAGGAGGACCGCGAGGAGGAGGAGGAACUGGAGGAGGAACUAGAGGAUGAGGAUGAUGAGGACGGGGAGGAGGACGAGGAGGAUGAGGAGGAUGACGAGGACGAGGAGGACGACGAGGAGGAGGAAAACGAAGACCAUCAAAUGAACUGUCACAGUAGUCGCAUAAUGCAAGACACAGAAAAGGAUGAUAAUAAUAAUGAUGAGUAUGAUAACUAUGAUGAGCUGGUGGCCAAGUCCUUGUUGAAUCUCGGCAAGAUUGCCGAGGACGCAGCGUACCGGGCCCGCACGGAGUCCGAGAUGAACAGCAACACCUCCAACAGUCUGGAAGACGAUAGUGACAAAAAUGAGAACUUGGGUCGGAAAGGCGAGUUGAGUCUAGACUUAGACAGUGAUGUCGUUAGGGAAACGGUGGACUCCCUGAAAUUACUAGCACAAGGACAUGGUGUGGUGCUGGCGGAGAACAUGAACGACAGGAGCUACGCAGACACCGUGUCGCAGCAGGACAGUCGGAACAUGAACUACGUGAUGCUGGGAAAGCCCCUGAACAACGGGCUGGGGGAGAAGCUGGUGGAGGAGAGCGACGAGGAGGUGUGCCUGAGCAGCCUGGAGUGCCUGCGCAACCAGUGCUUCGACCUGGCCCGCAAGCUGAGCGAGACCAGCCCGCAGGACCGGAACCCGCAGCCCAGCCUCAGCGGCCGCCCGCACCUCCGGCCAGAGGACGACUUCUCGGGCAGGACGCCGGACAGGAGCUACUCGGACAUGAUGAACCUGAUGAGGCUCGAGGAGCAGCUGAGCCCCAGGUCGAGGACUUUCUCCAGCUGCGCAAAGGAGGACGGGUACCACGAGAGAGAUGACGACACGGCCUCCGUCACCUCCGACAGGUCCGAGGAGGUGUUCGACAUGACCAAGGGCAACCUGACCCUCCUGGAGAAAGCCAUCGCUUUGGAAACGGAGAGGGCGAAGGCCAUGCGGGAGAAAAUGGCCAUGGAGGCCGGCAGGCGGGACAGUAUGAGGUCGUAUGAGGAGCAGUCGCCAAGACAGCUGCCCGGGGAGGAGAGAAAGCCCAAACCCAGCGACAGCCAUGUCAAAAAGCCAUACUAUGGUAAAGAUCCCUCGAGAGCAGAAAAGAAAGAGAGCAAGUGUCCAACCCCAGGGUGCGAUGGAACUGGCCACGUAACUGGGCUGUACCCGCAUCACCGCAGCCUGUCCGGAUGCCCGCACAAAGAUAGGGUCCCUCCGGAAAUUCUUGCCAUGCAUGAGAAUGUUCUCAAGUGUCCUACUCCGGGCUGCACAGGGCGCGGGCAUGUAAAUAGCAACAGGAACUCUCACCGAAGCCUCUCUGGAUGCCCUAUUGCUGCAGCGGAGAAGCUGGCAAAGGCCCAGGAAAAGCACCAGAGCUGCGACGUGUCCAAGUCCAGCCCGGCCUCAGACCGGGUGCUCAGGCCAAUGUGCUUUGUAAAGCAGCUCGAGAUCCCUCACUACGGCUACAGGAACAACGUCCCCACGACCACGCCGCGCUCCAACCUGGCCAAAGAGCUGGAGAAAUACUCCAAGACGUCGUUUGAGUACAACAGUUACGACAGCCACACGUACGGCAAGCGGGCCAUAGCUCCCAAGGUGCAAACCAGGGACAUAUCCCCCAAAGGAUAUGAUGCGAAGCGGUACUGCAAGGACGCCAGCCCCAGCAGCAGCACCGCCAGCAGCUACGCGCCCAGCAGCAGCAGCAACUUGAGCUGUGGCGGCGGCAGCAGCGCCAGCAGCACCUGCAGCAAGAGCAGCUUCGACUACACGCAUGACAUGGAGGCAGCCCACAUGGCAGCCACCGCCAUCCUCAACCUGUCCACACGCUGCCGCGAGAUGCCGCAGAACCUGUCCACCAAGCCGCAGGACCUGUGUGCCACCCGGAACCCUGACAUGGAGGUGGACGAGAACGGCACGCUGGACCUGAGCAUGAACAAGCAGAGGCCGAGGGAGGGCUGCUGCCCGAUCCUGACCCCGCUGGAGCCCAUGUCCCCGCAGCAGCAGGCCGUGAUGGGCGGCCGGUGCUUCCCGCUGGGCGAGGGGGACUGCUGGGACCUGCCCGUGGACUAUACCAAGAUGAAGCCCCGAAGGGUGGACGAGGACGACUCCAAGGAGAUCACUCCGGAGGACCUGGACCCCUUCCAGGACGCCCUGGAAGACAGAAGGUACCCGGGGGAGGUGACCAUCCCGAGCCCCAAGCCCAAGUACCCGCAGUGCAAGGAGAGCAAGAAGGACCUGAUAACUCUGUCGGGCUGCCCGCUGGCUGACAAGAGCAUCCGGAGCAUGCUGGCCACCAGCUCGCAGGAACUCAAGUGCCCCACCCCUGGCUGCGACGGCUCUGGGCACAUUACCGGCAACUACGCUUCCCAUCGAAGCCUUUCAGGGUGCCCGCGAGCCAAGAAGAGCGGCAUCCGGAUAGCGCAGAGCAAGGAGGACAAGGAAGAACAGGAGCCCAUCAGGUGCCCCGUUCCCGGGUGCGACGGCCAGGGCCACAUCACCGGGAAGUACGCCUCCCACCGCAGCGCCUCCGGCUGCCCCCUGGCGGCCAAGAGGCAGAAGGACGGGUACCUCAAUGGCUCCCAGUUCUCCUGGAAGUCGGUCAAGACGGAGGGCAUGUCCUGCCCCACGCCCGGCUGCGAUGGCUCCGGGCACGUCAGCGGCAGCUUCCUCACACACCGCAGCUUGUCAGGCUGCCCGCGAGCCACGUCAGCCAUGAAGAAGGCGAAGCUGUCGGGGGAGCAGAUGCUGACCAUCCGGCAGCGCGCCAGCAACGGGAUAGAGAAUGACGAAGAAAUCAAACAGCUGGACGAAGAAAUCAAGGAGCUGAACGAGUCCAACUCACAGAUGGAGGCCGACAUGAUCAAGCUCAGGACUCAGAUCACCACCAUGGAGAGCAGCCUGAAGACCAUCGAGGAGGAGAACAAAGUGAUCGAGCAGCAGAACGAGUCCCUGCUGCACGAGCUGGCGAACCUGAGCCAGUCGCUAAUCCACAGUCUGGCCAACAUCCAGCUGCCGCACAUGGACCCAAUCAAUGAACAAAAUUUUGAUGCAUACGUGACUACUUUGACGGACAUGUAUACAAAUCAAGAUCGUUAUCAGAGCCCAGAAAAUAAAGCCCUCCUGGAAAACAUAAAGCAGGCUGUGAGAGGAAUUCAGGUCUGACCAGCUGCUCAGUGACGUAGUGGCGGAACCUGCUAGAAAGGACGCCUGUCGCCCUGCUGCUGCCCCGCCCGAGCGCACCCGUGCGCAUGUCUGUCCGAGUCCCGCCCAGAGACUCCAUGGCCUCACGUCCCGCUCUCCCAAUAGCACCUGCACAUAGUGUGGACACAGUCACGUUCGUACGUUUCACAUGAGCCGACACAGUGUGGCUUCUCCAUGUCAUGUUCAUAGCUGCUAGUGUGUGCGCAUUUGGGGGGAUAUAUAUAUUUCUGAAGAGGUAAGCUGAUCAAAAUAGAGUGGACAUUCUUUUUAACGCUUAGCGGUUAAAUGUUUUAGUAUUUUGAACUGAAAUGGACAAAAAGAAACGGCUUUGAAUGACCAUGAGGUGGUGCAGCCACGUUUCAGACAUCGUCAUUUCACCUCGUGUUGGAGGAUUUGAUGGAAGCUAAGAAGUACAGUUUGUGUGCAUAUUGUUUCAUAGCAAGAAUUGUUUGCAAGAAAUGCUUUAUUUUUGAACAAUGCCUGGAAAUAUCAUGUGAUUUCUUUGUUUGUUUGUUUUAGGAGGAUGGUGUGUGGUGGGGGCAGUAAGUGAGGUUUUUUGAAUUCCAAGGAAUGGCAUGUGGAUUAACUGUAAGAAAGGGAUCAGUAAUGUGUUGUAAGAACAUCAAGCCACGGACACUGGGCAGAAGAUGGGAA
This is a messenger RNA of Myotis daubentonii (Daubenton's bat), 5490 nucleotides long. It is a transcript of the gene MYT1L, whose product is annotated as myelin transcription factor 1 like. NCBI's taxonomy places the organism in Eukaryota, Metazoa, Chordata, Mammalia, Chiroptera, Vespertilionidae. The record is from RefSeq and is a predicted model, not a curated record. Gene Ontology annotation, cellular component: nucleus. Gene Ontology annotation, biological process: regulation of transcription by RNA polymerase II. Gene Ontology annotation, molecular function: zinc ion binding; DNA-binding transcription factor activity, RNA polymerase II-specific; RNA polymerase II cis-regulatory region sequence-specific DNA binding.